AUGAAAGAAAUGAUUAAGAACCAAGAAAAACUUGCCAAGCUGCAGGCGCAAGUGCACAUUGGUGGGAAAGGAACUACUUGGAGAAAGAAGAAGGUGGUUCAUAGAACAGCUACAGCAGAGGAUAAGAAACUUCAAUUUUCCUUAAAGAAAGUAGGAGUAAAUGAUAUCUCUGGCAUUGAAGAGGUGAAUAUGUUUAUCAGCCAGGGAACAGUGAUCCACUUUAAUAAUCCUAAAGUUCAGGCAUCAUUGGCACCAAACACUUUCACAAUUACUGGCCAUGCUGAGGCAAAGCAGCUAAUAGAAAUGUUCCCCAGCAUCUUAAACCAGCUUGGAGUUGACAGUUGGACUAACUUAAGAAGACUGACAAAAGCUCUGCCCAAACAGCCUGUUGAUGGAAAAGCACCCCUUGUUACUGGGGAAGAGGAUGAUGAUGAAGUCCCAGAUCUCACUGAGAAUUUUGAUGAAGCUUUUAAGAAUGAGGCAAAUUGAAUUAUCAACUUCUGAAAGUUAAAACUUGGAAGUUACAUGGAACUGCUAUUUUAUAUGGUGUGACUGUCUUUUUUUUUCUUUUUCUUUUCCUUUCCUUUUCUUGUUUUUAUUUACAAAUCUAGAGAAUUAGAUCUCUACUGUUGUAAAGCCUAUUUGACAUUGUAGCUCUUUUCAUUUAUUGCUUAUAAGCAAUUCAUUCUUUGCAACCUAACUAUGCUGAACAAGCCUGGAAUUAAGAUUUGGAAAAAAGGUUAAUAAAAUCUUUACCCAGUUAAAAAAAAACCCCAACAAAAUCCUGACCUUUUUUAGAAUAGACACUAAGUAUUAAUUCUAAGGUAAAAGAACUGUAAGGGCUAGACAAUUGGGAUUAAGUGGCUUGUUCAGGGUCACAAAGUUUGGAAAUGUUUGAGGUCAGAUGAGGCCAGAUGAGCAUGAGACUUGCCCAUGAUGUCUUACCUUGGACCCUU
Molecule: messenger RNA, 956 nt
Organism: Monodelphis domestica (gray short-tailed opossum)
Lineage: Eukaryota; Metazoa; Chordata; Mammalia; Didelphimorphia; Didelphidae
Source: RefSeq, a predicted model, not a curated record